CUGCUCCCCCCUCCCUUUCCCCCAGGAGUGAGAUGUUAAAUACCAGCCUGACACAGCCCUGGGCAUUCAGACCUGCCUCCUGAAACAACAUCAUGAAGUCACUGGGUGUCUUCUUCAUGGUGCUCCUCACCCUCUCGAUGGUGCCACCAUCUUGGUCUGGCACAAUCUUACCCGUGCAACAAAUCCCCAGAGAGAAAUCUGGGACUUGCCCAGUGGUUACUGUUCGGUGUCUUAUGAUAAAUCCUGCCAACAGUUGUUAUCAUGACCACCAAUGUCCAGGGCCAAAGAAAUGCUGUGAAACUAGCUGUGGGAGACAUUGCGUCCUGCUUCAGAGAGGGAAACCUGGAACCUGUCCAGAUGUCACCUUUAAGUGCGCCGUGUACAAUCCCCCAAAUCGCUGCCACUCUGACUACCAGUGUCCAGGAUUCAAGAAGUGCUGUGAGACUUUCUGUGGGAGGGCCUGUGUUUAUCCUAAGGGACAUGGUAAAGCAUAACUUCCUGUGUCCCGAGGGCAUCCCCAGGCCAGGAGCAACCGUGACACCAGCUCGAUGUGCCUGGUCUCGCUGGGGUCCCACAGACCUGCCCUAGGAAAUCAGCUUGCACAAUGCCUGCAUAGCACUUGCGCUCUUAAUCCGUCUCGUCUUUAGCACCAACCAUGCCACAUUGUCACCUGUCAGGGGGUUGUCAUGGAAUUUUAGAUCCUGCCCACCUAGCACAGAGAGGACUGGGCUGAGGCCUUACCCCGUGAGGGACAUGAGGAGCGUGAUUCACCGUCCCUGUGCAGUGGCUCUUUCCCUGCAGUCAAGGGGAGGCUUUGGGGGGAGCUGGGGGUCUCUUUCUUCUUGCCCUGGCUCUGUAUAAUUUGAUGUCCCGACCUUGGCACUUCGUGCACUGUAACAAAUAAAGAAGCUUGUUCACAUA
Chelonoidis abingdonii (Abingdon island giant tortoise) is the source of this 921-nucleotide messenger RNA. RefSeq lists its product as uncharacterized. The record is from RefSeq and is a predicted model, not a curated record. Gene Ontology annotation, cellular component: extracellular region. Gene Ontology annotation, biological process: innate immune response; antibacterial humoral response. Gene Ontology annotation, molecular function: serine-type endopeptidase inhibitor activity. Lineage: Eukaryota; Metazoa; Chordata; Testudines; Testudinidae.